UGCGCCUCGGCUUUUGGAUGAUGGAGGGCGUGGACUGACUGUAGACUGGCACUGGUCUUUAGCGCGCCAGAAUGCACAAAUCUUGUGUGCUUCUGGGUUCAGCGGUGCCUCACCCGCAUUACGGCGCCUAUGGCAGCACGCUUCAGAAGAUCUUCAGCUUCGCAGCCUUCAACCGCCUCAUUGCCUUCUCCCUGGGCUGGGGCUUCACGUUCGCCUUCUGGGCGCCGGACGAGAGCAAAAUCUAUGACGUGUUCCCGGUGUUCAAGCAGAAGCACUACGCCUACCUGGUGGCCUACAAGGUGCCGCGAGAGGAAUUUGGCACAUUCGAGUUCCACUGGAGGAGCUUGGCGCGCUUCUGCCAGAUGCAGGAAGGUGUGUUCCACGAGUGUCAGGCAGGCAGGCAGGCAUCAGGCAUCAGGCAGCUCAAGAAAAGAGAGACGGAUUCAUUCAUGCCCGCGCAUGACCGGCCUGUCGCUGUCGUGUGUGUGUUGUAUGCUAUGUGCGUCAGGGUACCUGUACACGCGGCUGCUCAAGGCGCGCAAGUACGACAAGGCGGAUGCCCACUACAUCUCGCUGACGACAUGGGUGACGGAGCGGAGCCACAGCAAGGCCAUGGCCAAAACUAAGGGCCUCGAGCUGCAGGGCAAGCUGCCCACCGGGGACCGGUUCAAGUCCCAACUCUACAAGAUUGUCGUUGACGACUCCGAGUACUCACCGGUCCCUGACUAUUCUCCCACAGCGGGACCAACACCAGGACGGGUGGCAUAAAUAACAGUGUGCAGCGCAGCCUGCCCGAGGAGGGAGGGAGGGAGGGAGGGAGGAGGGACCUGCACAGCAUCUUUCUUCCCCUCUCUCCCUUCAAUCUUCAUCGUGCUGUUGGUGGUUCUUCUGUUGAUGUACUCUCUCUCUCUCUCCCUGGCUGGGUGUAUGGUAUGGCUGGUUUUGUCUGUCUGGUUGCCUGGCUCGAUUCGCGUGUGUGUCUACCC
Messenger RNA from Vitrella brassicaformis, 986 nucleotides. The record is from the annotation of a GenBank genome assembly. NCBI's taxonomy places the organism in Eukaryota, Vitrellaceae.